Asparagus officinalis (garden asparagus) is the source of this 694-nucleotide messenger RNA. Its product is annotated as RING-H2 finger protein ATL56-like. NCBI's taxonomy places the organism in Eukaryota, Viridiplantae, Streptophyta, Magnoliopsida, Asparagales, Asparagaceae. The record is from RefSeq and is a predicted model, not a curated record. Bases 154 to 645 code for a protein of 163 amino acids. The transcript has a single exon.
UUCUCCUCAUCCAACACCAACUAGGCAACCACUCCACACCCCCCACAACCCACUCCUCAUUCCCUUCUCCAUCCAACCUCACCCAUCAAACAUUUCACAAACAAAAAAAAGUCUUAAUCCCAACCAAAUCCGAAUCCAAGAACCACACACACAAUGAAGACCAAACUCGUCGGGAUCGCAGUACAAAUUCUAGUCAUGGCAAUAAUCAUAUCGAUCAUCCUCCUACUCAUCGGCAUAGGCGUACUAGCCUUCGUCCACGUCUGCGUCUUGGGUCGCCGCCUGCAGGGGAGAAACUUCAACGGCGACGACGGCGACGGACGACGACGGGAGAGAAGCAGCAGCGAAGGAAGCGGGUUAUCUAACGACGACUUGAAGAAGUUGCCUUGUUAUUAUUAUGCGAUGAGAGGUAGACGGAGGAGCGCGUCGGAGUGUGCUGUUUGUUUGGAGGUGUUCGAGGAUGGAGACAAGUGUAGGAUGCUGCCUCAAUGCGAGCAUAGUUUCCAUGUUGAUUGUGUUGAUUCUUGGCUUUUGAGGGCUGCCGUUUGUCCCACUUGUAGAGCUAGUGUUGAUAUUAUUUGUGCUGGUAAGGGUGGAGUUGAGUUGGAAAAUAUAUCGGAGGCUGUGGGUAGCAGAGGUGAGCAUUAAUUUAAGUUCAGGAUGUAAAGGGAUUGAAUCGGUUUGAAGGAAUUUAUAC